AUGGAUUCUACAGUUGAAGUGAAUGCCACUAGUAAAUUUGAAUUAGAUUACAUAGUAGUGGAAGGACAACAGCCACCUCUGGAAACUCCUGGUGAUGUCUUUGAUCGACAACGUGUUAUGAAAGAUUUCCAACAAUGUUUAAUCGAAAGACAAUGUGCAUUUGUUUUAGGUGUUGGUGGUAUUGGAAGUAGCAUUGCCAUGUGUCUGGUGAGAAUGGGCAUCGAUACUAUUCAUUUAUUAGAUCGGGAUUAUGUUGAAGCAUCGAAUUUAAAUAGACAAAUAUUAUUUAGUGUUACCGAUAUCGGUAGAUCUAAGGUAGAAACAGCAGCUCAACAUUUGAAAGAAAUACACAAUUUAAGAACUAAUAUACAUUAUUAUCAUACAGAUGCUGUAAGAAAUUGGUCGUGUGUUGUUGAAAUAGCUAAGAAAUCGACAGUCAUCUUCAAUAAUAUAGAUUAUGGAGCUGUUUUUGAUUAUGCAGUUAAUUCAUUAUGUAAAUCAUUAGGUAUCAUCUACAUAUCUGGCUCGACAUACGCUAAUAAUAUUGAUAUUAAUUUAUAUUCAGGUUUAUUAAAUGAUUCGUGUUGGGCAUGUGUUAAUCUUAUUAAUGAUUCAUUUAAAUUUACAAAUCAAGAACUAGAAAUUUUCAACGAUAUUUCAUCAUUUCUCAAAGAAAACUGUUGCAUAUCAGGUGAAAAGUCUCGAUCAAUCAUAGAAGAAUGUCUACAGGAAUUGAAAAUUGACGUCAUUUCACCAACACAGUUUUCGACAUUAUUUAUGCCUCUCUAUCAAGAAAAACUCGUUGGAUUAUUAUUACCUCAAUAUAUAGAGAAUUAUCAAUCAAUUGAAUUCAUUCCGAAAGAUAGAUCAUUUCCGACAAGAACAGUUGGCAGUUGGAUCGGUGUUUGCUUAUCUGGAUCUUGUUUAGUUGUCAAUACAUGGAUGCAAUAUAUGAUGAAAAUUAAAAGGUUGACUGCCGAUAACAAUAAAUCGUUUCAUAAUUGGAUACAAAUCAAUUUAUCGAUGUUUGAUGGUAGCUAUUCUACAACUGGAUUUCCAAAUGAACAAGAUCUCAACUGUCCGAUCUGUUCAAACGUAAAGAAAAUGAAAGAACAAAAAUUUAUAACUAUUCCAGCGGGAAAUGGACAUGCCGGUGGUGCAUCAUCUAGUUGA
This is a messenger RNA of Rotaria socialis, 1173 nucleotides long. The record is from the annotation of a GenBank genome assembly. NCBI's taxonomy places the organism in Eukaryota, Metazoa, Rotifera, Eurotatoria, Philodinida, Philodinidae.